Messenger RNA from Funneliformis geosporum, 2244 nucleotides. NCBI's taxonomy places the organism in Eukaryota, Fungi, Glomeromycota, Glomeromycetes, Glomerales, Glomeraceae. The record is from the annotation of a GenBank genome assembly.
AUGAAGACAAAUAGCCUUAUUGCGAGUUUCUGGUUAGGCAAAGAAUUGCAAUCAAAUGAUAUUGCACGAAACGAAGAAAUUAAGGCUACUCUAAACAAAUGGCAAAGUUGUCUGAGUCUUCGCGUUAGACAGUUACUCUUAUUUGAAGACGAAAGCAAUAUUAGUUUGAAGGAAUUGGUUUUAUCAGAUAAUAAAAAUAAUAGUAGCUCUGCAAUAUGUGAGAAAGGCUUAAUUAAAGAAAGUGUGUUUGUAGGGUUGCGGAAUGACGAUGUCCCUUAUGAUACUUUAGAAGCGGAACCUUUCACUAAAGCGUCAAAUAUAAUAAAAGUUAUUGCGCGUCAAAUUUCGAAUUUUUUUGAUUUUAACAUAAUAUCCACAAAUGACUUUUUGAAUUUGUAUAAUGAUGAACUAAAAUGGUAUGAAAAUUAUGAUGUGUAUAAAAAAUGUAUCGAACUAUAUCUCGAAGAAGAUUAUUUUACAGUUUUAUUGAUAGUAAUAUCGAAUUUGGAGCGAAUAUUUGGUGAUAUAAUUUAUUCCCUAUAUAACGAUACAUCCAUUAUUCCCUCACUUCUUCGUGAUAUACUCAUAGCGCCAUCUCUCGUUUCACUUUUUGGAGAAGAUAUGAUCUUUUUUCUUAGGUGUGUCAUUGGACCACCAAGUUCAAUGAAUUUAAGAAAUGUAAUUUGGCAUGGUUUCAUUAACCCUCAUGAGUUUUUACCCAUCCCAGCUAAAUUGUAUUGUGCGUUCAUGUUAACUGUUACCAUGAAUGUUUGCAAUAUAGUAAGAAAUAAGGGAGUGAUAGUUUUAUUGAAGAAAAGAAAUGGGAUGAGCUUGGAUGGGUAUUACUAUUUGACUCAACGGGUUGAUAAAACUGAUGACAUGCACACAUACGAUUCGAUAAAAGAAGAUUUUGCUCAAAUAUACGAACGCCUGAUGUAUGGACACGCGAUACCUCCACAGGGUUCACAUCUACUGAUCCUGGAAACUUUGCUUUUUAGAAAUUUCUUUGUAAUCUCACAAUCUCAUUCAGCCUGGUUACGUUCAUUUCACCAUUUAUCAAAUGAUCAAGUGUUGUUAUCUUUCAUCCUUAUAUUACCGCUUCUUGAACAUUGUCUAAGAAGGAUUUACGUUUGCGUGAACAAUGUGCAAUAUCAUCGAAUGAGUACCAUGGAAGUUGGUGAAUAUUUUCUGACGCUAGAUAUUAUUCUAGAAGAAAAGGUUGAUUGGGCUUUUUUCGGAGUUGAAGAAGAGAAAAAGGAUGAGGAACAAAUGAAUGAGAUUUAUUCAGAAUUCGGAGGAAGCAUCAUGGAUUUACUUCUUGAUCUAUUUGUUCAUGCUGAUGGACCUAGGCUAAGGGAUCGUGUAGCUCAUGGAGAAACAAAUCAUUUAGUUUCUUCGGAAUCAUUCAAUUUAUCCAAUCCCUUAUGUAAUUAUUUCUUGGGACUUUUAAUAGUAUUAUGGAAUAAGUAUAAAAUAAAUAUACCAUUAACUCAUCAAGGUGAUAAUAUAAUCAAAGGAGAUUGUCAGUCUUCAACGACUAGUGAGAUAAAACUUUAUGAGAGUUGGAUAUCUAACUAUCGUUCUCGAUUUCACCCAAUUCCCAUGCUUUGGAAAGAAAGCGUUCGAAUGAUUACGAAUGUAUGGAAAUGUUGGAACGUUUAUCGAGAAAUGACAAAAACUGGCAGGUUUAUGAUGGGUAAUUGGAUCGAACCCUUUAGGGUUAUGAAAAGUGAUACUCCUGAAGAUUCUAGCUUGUUUGAUCAGGGGUUUCUCCAAAAUAUUGUGGAAGUAGCUAACAUAUUUAAAGUUGUACAGGAAUGUUGUACGAGACUUAAUAAACGUAAGCUAGGAGGAACAAAACACGUUGAUGAUAAUUCGAUUUAUUGGAGUCAAAUCAAGUUCACAAAGGAUGAUGCCAAGGUUAUUAAUUUCAGACGUGGGGUGAUCAAGAAAGCCAAUGCUGGGGUUGAAAAGUUACAUUCAAUACUUAUAACUUUACAUUCAUCAAAUUCUUUAUCAUCACGUAAACGUAAGAAUACCCAAUCAUUAUUUAAUUUAUUUCCCAGCAUGUUUCAACAAUUAUAUUUUGCAUUGUUAACGCUUGAACAGACUAGAAAUCAAAAAUCAAUGUUGUCAAAAUUAGUAUUUGUUGAAAGAUGGAAUGGAUUUUGCGUUGAAGGAAAUUGGAAAGAUAUCAAUGGAGCAUUCGAAGAAUUAUUAAACCAUUCUAAAACUGAUGACUGA